Molecule: messenger RNA, 1245 nt
Organism: Panicum hallii
Lineage: Eukaryota; Viridiplantae; Streptophyta; Magnoliopsida; Poales; Poaceae
Product: beta-glucosidase 12-like
Biological process (GO): carbohydrate metabolic process
Molecular function (GO): beta-glucosidase activity
Source: RefSeq, a predicted model, not a curated record
GAAGAUGUGCGCAUAAUGAAGAAUAUGGGGAUGGAUGCCUACAGGUUUUCCAUCUCCUGGAGUAGAAUUCUUCCAAAUGGAAGUCUGAGUGGUGGAGUCAACAGAGAAGGCGUCAGGUACUACAACAAUUUGAUUGAUGAGCUCCUGCUGAGAGGGGUGCAACCAUUUGUGACUCUUUUUCACUGGGACACACCUCAGGCAUUAGAAGAUAAAUACGGGGCAUUCCUUAGUCCUAACAUCAUCAAUGACUACAAGGACUACGCUGAGGUCUGCUUUAAAGAGUUUGGUGACCGAGUGAAACACUGGAUCACGUUCAAUGAGCCCUGGAGCUUCUGCACAACUGGGUAUGCAUCUGGCAUGUUCGCUCCAGGACGGUGCUCGCCAUGGGAGCAGGGCAAGUGCAGUGCUGGGGAUUCAGGAAAGGAGCCUUACACUGUAUGUCAUCAUCAAAUACUCGCCCAUGCAGAGACAGUUCGGUUGUAUAAAGAAAAAUACCAGGCCGCGCAAAAGGGAAAUAUUGGAAUAACAUUAGUUUCGAACUGGUUUGUUCCCUUUUCCCGUUCGAAAUCGAACGAUGAUGCAGCGAGGCGUGCCAUUGACUUCAUGCUUGGAUGGUUCAUGGACCCCCUUACUAGAGGAGAUUACCCGCUAAGCAUGAGAACAAUAGUUGGGAAUCGGUUGCCACAGUUCACAAAGGAACAAUCCGAGCUGGUCAAGGGUGCAUUCGACUUUAUUGGCCUAAACCACUACACUACAAACUAUGCUGACAACUAUCCUCCAUCAAAUGGCCUCAAUGUAACCUAUGACACUGACGCCCGUGCCAAUCUUACUGGUAUUCGAAAUGGUGUCCCAAUAGGUCCUCAGGCUGCUUCAUCUUGGCUCUUCGUAUACCCUCAAGGCUUCCGUGAGUUGCUGCUUUAUGUUAAGGAAAACUAUGGCAAUCCUACCGUCUAUAUCACUGAAAAUGGCAUCGACGAAGAUAACAACCAGAGCCUUUCUCUCCAGGAAGCUCUGAAGGAUGACGCCAGGAUAGAGUUCCACCGCAAGCACCUCCUUGCGCUGCAGAGCGCCGUAAGCGACGGGGCGAACGUGAAGGGGUACUUCGCGUGGUCGCUUCUGGACAACUUCGAGUGGGCGAGCGGCUACACGGUCCGCUUCGCGAUAAACUUCGUGGACUACAACGACGGGCUGAAGCGGCACCCCAAGAGUUCCUCACACUGGUUCACGGAGUUUCUGAAGAAGUGA